Apaloderma vittatum (bar-tailed trogon) is the source of this 519-nucleotide messenger RNA. It is a transcript of the gene NAT9, whose product is annotated as N-acetyltransferase 9 (GCN5-related, putative). Lineage: Eukaryota; Metazoa; Chordata; Aves; Trogoniformes; Trogonidae. Gene Ontology annotation, biological process: protein acetylation. The record is from RefSeq and is a predicted model, not a curated record. The annotation marks the transcript as partial. Gene Ontology annotation, molecular function: N-acetyltransferase activity. The transcript has 5 exons.
CGCCUGACCGCCUCCGAGCCGCUCAGCCUGGAGCAGGAGUACGAGAUGCAGCGCAGCUGGCGGGACGACGCAGACAAGUGCACGUUCGUUGUGCUGGACGCAGAGCGGUGGCCUGGGCAGACGCGUGCGGACGAGGACUGCAUGGUGGGAGACGUGAAUCUCUUCCUCACCGAUGCUGAGGAUCCGACUUUGGGCGAGAUUGAAGUUAUGAUUGCAGAGCCCAGCUACCGAGGCAGAGGAUUUGGCAAGGAGGCAACUCUGAUGAUGAUGUCCUAUGGAGUGAGAAACCUGGGGAUCAACAAAUUUGAGGCUAAGAUUGGUCAGGAAAAUGAAGCCAGUAUCCGCAUGUUCAAAAAGCUUCACUUUAAAGAGGUUGCUGUCAACAGCGUUUUCCAGGAGGUGAUUCUGAGGCUGGAUGUCAGUGAUGAGGAGAGACGAUGGCUCCUGGAACAGACAAACCACGUGAAGGAGAAGAGCUACACUGAACUGAAGCUGCCAGCUGGGGUGCUGGAGACCUGA